CCUCCAGCUUCUGCCCUGCCUGCUGUGUGCGGAGCCGUCCAGCGACCAACAUGGUGAGGCUCACGCUGCCCAACCCCGGCCUGGACUCCCGGAUCCCGUCCCUGGCUGAGCUGGAGACCAUCGAGCAGGAGGAGUCCAGCUCCCGGCCCAAGUGGGACAACAAGGCACAGUACAUGCUCACCUGCGUGGGCUUCUGCGUGGGCCUGGGCAACGUGUGGCGCUUCCCCUACCUGUGCCAGAGCCACGGAGGAGGAGCCUUCAUGAUCCCGUUCCUCAUCCUGUUGGUCCUGGAGGGCAUCCCCCUGCUGCACCUGGAGUUCGCCAUCGGGCAACGGCUGCGGCGGGGCAGCCUGGGUGUGUGGAGCUCCAUCCACCCAGCCCUGAAGGGCGUAGGCCUGGCCUCCAUGCUCGUGUCCUUCGUGGUGGGCCUGUACUACAACACCAUCAUCUCCUGGAUCAUGUGGUACUUCUUCAACUCCUUCCAGGAGCCUCUGCCCUGGAGCGAGUGCCCGCUCAACGAGAACCGGACAGGGUACGUGGACGAGUGUGCCAGGAGCUCCCCUGUGGACUACUUCUGGUAUCGAGUGACGCUCAACAUCUCCACGUCCAUCAGUGACUCGGGCUCCAUCCAGUGGUGGAUGCUGCUGUGCCUGGCCGGUGCAUGGAGCGUCCUGUACCUGUGCACCAUCCGUGGCAUCGAGACCACCGGGAAGGCCGUGUACAUCACCUCCACGCUGCCCUAUGUCGUCCUGACCAUCUUCCUCAUCCGAGGCCUGACGCUGAAGGGCGCUACCAAUGGCAUCGUCUUCCUCUUCACCCCCAACGUCACGGAGCUGGCCAACCCGGUCACCUGGCUGGACGCGGGUGCACAGGUCUUCUACUCCUUCUCCCUGGCCUUCGGGGGCCUCAUCUCCUUCUCCAGCUACAACUCCGUGCACAACAACUGCGAGAGGGACUCGGUGAUCGUGUCCAUCAUCAAUGGCUUCACCUCAGUGUACGCGGCCAUUGUGGUCUACUCCAUCAUCGGGUUCCGCGCCACACAGCGCUAUGACGACUGCUUCAGCACGAACAUCCUGACCCUCAUCAACGCGUUCGACCUGCCUGAAGGUAACGUGACCCAGGAGAACUUUGCAGAGAUGCAACGGCAGUGCAACGCCUCCAACCCCGCAGCCUACGCACAGCUGGCAUUCCAGACCUGCAACAUCAACUCCUUCCUCUCGGAGGGUGUGGAGGGCACAGGCCUGGCCUUCAUCGUCUUCACCGAGGCCAUCACCAAGAUGCCGGUGUCCCCACUGUGGUCCGUGCUCUUCUUCAUUAUGCUCUUCUGCCUGGGGCUGUCAUCUAUGUUUGGGAACAUGGAGGGCAUCAUGGUGCCCCUGCAGGACCUCAGAGUCUUCCCCCCGAAGUGGCCCAAGGAGGUGCUCACAGGCCUCAUCUGCCUGGGAACAUUCCUCAUUGGCUUCAUCUUCACACUGAACUCCGGCCAGUACUGGCUCUCCCUGCUGGACAGCUAUGCCGGCUCCAUUCCCCUGCUCACCAUUGCCUUCUGCGAGAUGUUCGCUGUGGUCUACAUGUACGGUGUGGACAGGUUCAAUAAGGACAUCGAGUUCAUGAUUGGCCACAAGCCCAACAUCUUCUGGCAAGUCACGUGGCGUGUGAUCAGCCCCCUACUCAUGCUGACCAUCUUCCUCUUCUACUUUGUGGUCAAAGUCAGUGAGGAACUGACCUACAGCAUCUGGGAUCCUGGCUACGAGGAAUUUCCCAAAUCCCAGAAGAUCUCCUACCCAAACUGGGUGUAUGCAGUGGUGGUGAUUGUGACCGGAGUGCCCUGCCUCACCAUCCCCAGCUAUGCCAUCUACAAGCUCAUCAGGAACUGCUGCCAGAAGCCAGGGGACCGUCAGGGGCUGGUGAGCACACUGUCCACAGCCUCCGUGAACGGGGACCUGAAGUACUGA
Mandrillus leucophaeus (drill) is the source of this 1955-nucleotide messenger RNA. It is a transcript of the gene SLC6A19, whose product is annotated as solute carrier family 6 (neutral amino acid transporter), member 19. Lineage: Eukaryota; Metazoa; Chordata; Mammalia; Primates; Cercopithecidae. Bases 51 to 1955 code for a protein of 634 amino acids. Gene Ontology annotation, cellular component: plasma membrane. The transcript is spliced from 12 exons. The record is from RefSeq and is a predicted model, not a curated record. Gene Ontology annotation, biological process: sodium ion transmembrane transport.